Molecule: messenger RNA, 1320 nt
Organism: Striga hermonthica
Lineage: Eukaryota; Viridiplantae; Streptophyta; Magnoliopsida; Lamiales; Orobanchaceae
Source: the annotation of a GenBank genome assembly
AUGGAGAUCGAUGAGAUCCAGUGCAAGUUCGCAAGAAUCGGCGAUGGCAACGGUGAGUUAGUGCACGCCCGGAAUAUGGACAGCCCGUUCGCGGCGGAGGAUGACGGCAGCGGCGAUAGGGGCGGGCGGGGAGUGGGCCUGAUGGGGGGUGGCGUGGGGCGGUUGUACGGGUGGCCGUCGUCGCGGAUCGUGAGGGUCUCGCGCGCGUCCGGCGGGAAGGACCGGCACAGCAAGGUGUUGACGUCGAAGGGUCUCAGGGACCGGCGGGUGCGGCUGUCGGUGAACACAGCCAUCCAGUUCUACGACCUGCAGGACCGGCUGGGGUACGACCAGCCGAGCAAAGCGGUGGAGUGGCUGCUCAGGGCGGCGGCCGCUUCCAUCGACGAGCUACCGCCGAUGAGCAGCCUCUUUCCGGACACCCCCAAGCAGCUGAGCGACGAGAAGCGGUCGAGCGCGGCCGCCGGCAGCGAGCAUCUGGGGUUCGACUCGGCCGAGAUCGACAUGGACGGCGGCGGCGGCGGAGGCGGCGGAGGUGGAGAUCCGGGGUUUUCCCAGCCGCAGGUGACGAAAUCCUCCGCCUGCAGCAGCACGUCGGAGACCAGCAAGGGGUCGGCCGGCCUCUCUCUGUCCAGAUCUGAGAGCCGGAUCAAGGCCCGUGAGCGUGCCAAAGGUAGAGUGGCCGAGAAGGAGAAAGAGAAGGAGAAUGACUCAUCACUUGUGGCCGGCGCCACACUGAACCAUAUUUCUCAGGCCACCUCUUUCACCGAGCUCCUGAGCGGAGGAAUUAGUAGUGCUAAUAACAACCACACGAACAGCUCCGACCACGGCGCCAAUGGCACCGUGUCGAAUUUCUUCCUGAAAUCCCCCAGAAAUUGGUCCUCAACCCCGAUGGACUACUUCACCUCCGGCCUCUUGGGUCCGCCGCCGCCGGCGACCGCCCGCUCGGGGCAGAUGCAGCCGGGUAGCGCGAACCCAUUCGCACCGGCGGCGUCGCCGAUGUUCAGCGUGGUUCCCGACCACCACCCGGAGCUUCAGCCUUUCUCCUUCGUCCCGGAACUUGUCUCCGGCGGUGGCAGCCACCACAACCUGAACUUCACGAUCUUGCCGUCUUCAGGGAACUCGACCGGCGCUCUUGCUGGCUUCAAUAGGGGGACCCUUCAGUCCAAUUCAUCUUCUCCUCCGCCAUCUUUGUUACCUCAGCUCCAGAGGUUUUCCGAUGGAUCUCCACAUGGCUUCUACUUGGAAACCCACCACCAUCACCAGCACAACCAGUUCCAGUCCGGCUACGAUGCCGGCCAGAAAGGAAAAGGGAAAAACUGA